CCGUGCUGGCCGGGCUGCCGCCGUGGCAGUCAGGUGUUCGCCGCCAGGCUCCCAGCAGCCUUACUAUGCGUCACUUCGCCUCUCUCAGUCCUUGAUCAUGGCGGAGCCGGAGCCACAGCGCGAAGUGGAGCCUCAACUUCUCAAYGGGGACGACUUGAACGACGAAGAAAGAGAGGACGCGGACGCCGGCGAAGCGGUGAAGAAAAAGAGAAGGAAGAAGAAGAGGAGCCGGACGAGCGGGCCAGUAUGUGACUUUGCAGCAGGGACAAACGAAGCCGAGGGAGACUCUGGAGAAGCCGGAGGUGUCGGCGAAGUGGCAGCGCAGCUGGAGCAGCAAACCUUGGAGGAGAAGGAGAGGCCCGAGGAUGCAGAGGAAGAUGGCGAUGAAGGGGAAAACUCAGCUGUCAAAAAGAAGAGGAAGAAGAAGAAGAAGAAAGGAGCGAAGGGACAGACUGACCCUCCCUCAGUACCUAUUUGUGAGCUCUAUCCCAACGGGGACUUUCCAAAGGGAGAGGAGUGUGAAUACCCCCCAUCGAAAGACGGGCGCAGCGCCGCGUGGCGGACCACCAGCGAGGAGAAGCGGGCGAUGGACCGAGCCAACGAGGAGAUGUGGACCGACUUCAGGCAGGCGGCCGAGGCCCACCGACAGGUGCGCUCCUACGUCAGGAGCUGGAUAAAACCGGGGAUGGCCAUGAUCGAUAUCUGCGAGAAGCUGGAGGAUUGCUCCAGGAGGCUCAUCAAGGAGGACGGGCUGAGUGCCGGCCUGGCGUUUCCGACGGGCUGCUCCAUCAACCACUGCGCUGCCCACUACACCCCCAACGCCGGAGACCCGACCGUGCUGCGCUACGACGACGUCUGCAAGAUCGACUUCGGCACGCACAUCAACGGUCGAAUAAUAGACUGCGCAUUCACCGUCACUUUCAAUCCAAAGUACGACAGACUGCUGGAGGCUGUGAGGGAUGCGACAAACACCGGCAUCAGGUGUGCAGGAAUCGAUGUGCGCCUGUGCGACGUCGGCGAGACCAUCCAGGAGGUUAUGGAGUCUUACGAAGUUGAGAUAGAUGGAAAAACGUAUCAAGUGAAGCCAGUCAGAAACCUGAACGGCCAUUCGAUUGGACAGUACAGGAUACACUCAGGGAAGACUGUUCCCAUCGUAAAAGGUGGCGAGGCGACCAGGAUGGAGGAAGGUGAAGCCUACGCCAUUGAGACGUUUGGCAGCACCGGACGAGGCGCGGUCCACGACGACAUGGAGUGCUCUCACUACAUGAAGAACUUUAACGUCGGACACGUGCCGAUAAGACUACCAAGGGCUAAACACCUGCUGAACGUGAUCAACGAAAACUUCGGCACACUGGCUUUCUGCCGCCGCUGGCUGGACCGCCUGGGUGAGAGCAAGUACCUGAUGGCGCUGAAGAACCUGUGCGACCUCGGCAUCAUAGACCCGUACCCACCUCUGUGCGACAUCAAGGGCAGCUACACCGCCCAGUACGAGCACACCAUCCUCCUCAGGCCCACCUGCAAGGAGGUAGUGAGCCGAGGAGACGACUAUUAAGGCAUGCAGCUAUGGAGACCCUCAGGUGAAACCCGGAGGAGCAUGGCAGCUGAGCGACGCCCAACGUCUCCAGACUGACAGCAGUUAUGCAGCAUCCCUCUGCCCCAACUUUCCACAGCUCCAGUCCCUUUAGGUGCAGCGUCUAGCAAAAGCAUUCAUGGCUCUCGGACUCGUUCGCGGUUUG
This is a messenger RNA of Poecilia reticulata (guppy), 1736 nucleotides long. RefSeq names its product methionine aminopeptidase 2-like. The record is from RefSeq and is a predicted model, not a curated record. Gene Ontology annotation, cellular component: cytoplasm. Gene Ontology annotation, biological process: proteolysis. Gene Ontology annotation, molecular function: metalloaminopeptidase activity. NCBI's taxonomy places the organism in Eukaryota, Metazoa, Chordata, Actinopteri, Cyprinodontiformes, Poeciliidae.